CAGCACUCUGAUGACGUUCCAGUCGGCCGUUGAAGAGACAGCUCGCGCUCGGCUCGUGCGUGAUAUCCGAGCAGUAGUGGUUUUGUACUUAGCUCGUUAGCUAGAUAUUUUUCUUUCCUCAGAAGACUGAGCUCUAACAGGAACCUAUCAGAGUUCCACCUGCAAGCAGCAAUUUUUCUCCCUUUUCCCUUUUCCUGUUUUUUUUUCUUUUUCUUUUUCUUUUUAUCCUGAUCUUUUGUGGAGAGCACAGCUUUUCCAUCCAAGAGCUGGCGGCUGUGAUUUUGAUGGUUUGGAGCCGGUCUGUCCCCGCUGACGGACACAAGCUUUGUGGUUCAAUUCACUGCUGGAAAUAUGAGCACAGCCAAGUCAACUGGGAUCAAAGUCCCGAGCAAGAUAUCUAAGGCACCUGGAUCUGGAGCUCCCAAAACAAAUCCAGUCACAGCAAAAGCUGCUAGUGCUGAUAAAGCAGCUACAAGUGCCAGUGGAGGCGAUGACAACAAUGCUGAAGAAAACUUCCAGGUUGGGGAGCGAGUGUGGGUGAAUGGAAACAAGCCUGGCAUCAUACAGUUUUUGGGAGAAACCCAGUUUGCUCCUGGACAAUGGGCGGGGGUUGUCCUAGACGAGCCGAUUGGAAAGAACGAUGGCUCAGUGGCAGGCGUCCGUUACUUCCAGUGUGAAGCCCUUCGAGGGAUAUUUACCCGCCCUUCUAAAUUGUCUCGCACGGAAGGUGAGGCUAAUGGAACUCAGACUGCAACAGCUUCUCGAGCUGCAUCACCCACCCCUUCAGUUGGAAGUGUUGCCUCACACACACCUGCCACAAAGUCUGCCUUGCCCAAAACUACAACAGCAGCUAAGAAGGCCCCUUCCACGGCAGCGGCUACUGCCACUUCGAACCUCGCACACACCAACAGUGAAUCUGUCUCCAACCUUUCAGACACCGGCUCAGUCAAGAAGGGCGAACGAGAACUAAAGAUCACCGAUCGUGUGUUGGUUGGUGGCACUAAGGCAGGAGUGGUGCGAUUCCUUGGAGAAACAGAUUUUGCCAAAGGAGAGUGGUGUGGUGUGGAACUGGAUGAACCUCUAGGGAAGAACGAUGGAGCAGUGGCUGGCACCAGAUAUUUCCAGUGCCAACCCAAGUAUGGCUUAUUUGCUCCCGUUCACAAGGUCACACGCAUUGGCUUUCCUUCUACAACUCCAGCCAAAUCCAAAACAACAGCUCGAAAAGUGGUGGCCACACCAUCUGGGAUAAAGAGAAGCCCUAGUGCCUCAUCUAUCAGUACCAUGAGCUCAGUGACAUCUUCUGUUAACACUAAGCCAAGCCGAGCUGGACUGCUCACAGAGACCUCGUCAAGGUAUAAUCGAAAGAUUUCAGGCCCUACAGCCCUGCAGGAGGCACUGAAGGAGAAGCAGCAGCAUAUUGAGCAGCUAAUGGCUGAGAGGGACAUGGAGAGAGCUGAGGUUGCUAAGGCCACCAGCCAUGCUGGAGAGAUGGAACAGGAAAUUACCCUGCUCAGGGAUGAUCAGGAGCAGAUGGAGACAAAAAUGGAUCAGUUGCGUGGCUUAGUGGAAGCUGCAGACAAAGAGAAAGUGGAGCUGCUGAAUCAAUUGGAGGAGGAACGCAGGAAAGUGGAAGACCUUCAGUUUCGUGUUGAGGAAGCUUGCAUUACCAAAGGAGACCUUGAGACGCAGACCAGACUGGAGCAUGCCCACAUUAAGGAGCUUGAACAGAGCCUGCUCUUUGAAAAGACCAAAGCUGAGAAACUCCAAAGAGAGUUAGAAGACACUAGGGUUGCUACUGUGUCAGAAAGAUCACGUAUUAUGGAACUCGAGAGAGACCUUUUGCUGAAAACAAGAGCGGUAGCAGACCUGCAGCUGCGUGUUGGGAUCCAGCAGAGCUCUGAUGUGUCUAACUCUACCCAAUCCCCCUUAUUGGAGGAGAUAAAUGCUCUUAGGGACCAGCUGGCAACUCAAGAAGCUAAAUGGCAAAAAGAGAUGGGGCAAUACAAAGAGAAACUAGAAGCUCAAGAAAAGAUUCACAGUGAAGCAGUUUCUCAGCUUGGGGCCACAUCUGUAAAGCUGUCUAGUGAGAAGGAACAGUUACAGAUGCGAUUAAGCCAAGCUGAAAAGGAGAAUGCGGAGACUGUAGAACUAUGGCGUUCUAAGUUGGAGUCCACCAUUGACUCCCAUCAACAAGCUAUAAAAGACCUGAAGGCUUCCUUCAGCAAAGGUGCAGAUGUCCAAGCAGAGGAACUUGUAGAAGCCAAAAGUGCUUUAGAAAAGCUCAAGCUGGAGCACAAGUUGGCUUUAGAUGAGACUACAGCUAAACACAAAGCUGAUGUCUCCUCUUGGACUCAAGAGAUGCAAGCAAUGAAGGCACAGCUGUUGUCUUUGACUGAGGACAAGGAGCGACUGGAGGAGUUCCUACGGUCCAGUGUUGAGAGAGCAGAGGAGCAGCACCUUGUAGAGAUGGAGGACGUUCUUGGAAAGCUUCAUGCUGCUGAAAUUAGGGUUAAGGAGCUUGAGGAGAAGGAAGCAACGAUAGCACAGCAGGUUCAAGACAAAGACAGAGAAACCAAAGAGCAGAAGGCAGAAGUGGUGGCUCUCUGCAGCCAGUUAGCUCAAAUUAACCAGGAGUCUGUGGCCCUGAAGAGUCAGUUAGAGGAGGUGCAGAAACAGGGACACAGCCAUGGAGCAAAGGUUAGUGAACUGAGCUCCCAGCUGGAGAGUAAAGAACAGGAAGUUGUCUCUUUACAGCAGAAUCUGGCUACUGUAAAUCAGCAGAAAGACUCCCUGGAACAAGAACACCACAGCCUGAAAGCAAAGUUGGAACAAAGCACAGAGGAGCUGAUUAAAUCUGCUCAAACAAUGCAAGAAACACUUGAGAAACUUGGUAAGAAGGAAGAGCAGUGCACCACCUUAACUACAGAGGCUGAGAUUGUAAGAAGUCAGCUUGCUGCAACAGAAAGAAAACUGAAGGCUUCAGAUGAAAAGCUUGAGCAGUUUUCAAAGGACAAAAGCAAGCUGGAAAAUGAUAUUUCAGACAUAAUGAAGGCAACUGGUGAUAGUUCAGUACAGCUGACAAAAAUGAAUGAUGACCUCCUACAGAAGGAAAGGAGACUGGAGGAGUUGCAGAAUCAGCUAGCAGAGGAGAAAGAGAGAGUGGCACACCUGAAUGAACAGCUUCAACAAGAGCUGUCCAACAAGGAGCAGGAGCUGAAAGAGACCAAAGAUGCCCAUCAGUCUCAAAUAAAUAGCCUCCAGGAGAAGAUGGCUAACUUGGAGACAACUCUUAAACAGAAUGAGCUCCUUCUGAAGGAUCUGAAGGCAUCAAAAGAAAAGUCCCUCUCUGACGCCUCAGAGCUCCACAUGAAGGAGCUGGAGGUGCUGCAGACACAUGUGGAACAGUUAAAGUCAGAGCUCUCAUCCUCCAAGGACAAAACUCAAGACUUGGAAAAGAUGGUAUCUGAGCUGCAGUCAUACAAAGAACAGGCUCAGCGCCUUUCUGCUGAGCUUGACAUCUACAAAAAUGACGUUGACCAUUUAUCCAAAAAGUUGGAAAACUUGAGUCUAGAUCUGGAAAACAAAUGUAAGGAAAGUCGAGAAGUUAAAACCGAGAGAGAGGAACUGGAGAAGCAGCUUUCUGAAAAACAAAAUCAGCUCUCUGCCCUUGAGAUUAGUCAUAAAGAUCUUUUGGUGCAGAAUGAACAGCUGCUAAAAGCUAAAGAUCAACUUUCUGAGUAUCAAGAGGAGCUACUCGCUAGUAAAACACAUUCAGAUGAAGAGAGCAUUUCACUGAAAAAGGACAUUGAGACUCUCAAACACCUCCUUCAAGAAGCCCAGAAUGAAACCAAAGAGCUGCAGAACGGUCAAGGUGAUUAUUUGGCUCAAAUCGAGAAGCUUCAAAGACAAAAUUCAGAGAAGGAUGAAAAUGUCUCAAAGCAGCAGUUGGACAUUCAGCAAAUCGAGUCUAAAAAGAAACAGUUACUUGAGGAUUAUGAAAAUGUCUGCAAAGAGAGAAACCGACUUGAAGAGCAUCUCAAUGAAACCCAGUCAAAAUUCACAUGUGAGAGAGCGAGCCUCAUAUCGGAGCGAGACGCAGCUCGAAAUGCCAGAAACACGGCUGAUUCUAAGAAUGUAGAGCUGCAGGGAAAAGUCAAUUCUCUGAAUUUAGAAAAAGAAGAUCUUACGAUGAAGACAACUCAACUGCAGGUUCUGGUAGAAACACUAACUAAAGAGAAAGUAGGAAUGUCCGCUGAAAUCAGUGCUGCUGCUUUAGACAAAACCAACUUUGAGACUGAGAAGGAGGUACUUCAGAACAAGCUGAAUCUAAUUAAGAAAGACCUGGAUAGUCGAGUUCGUGAGUGUGCCGAGCUUAAUGCCUCUAAAACAAGCCUGGCUCAGAUGCUGGAAGAGUUCAAGACCAGCAGUGAAGUUACAGACUCUGAAAAGCUCUACCUUCUGCAGGAGAAAGAGGACCUGAUUGCAAACCAAAGAAAACUCUCCAAUGAGAAGGAGGAGCUGAUCAGAGAGAUGCAAGAAGUCAAGGAGAAACUGCUGCUUUCAACGGAACAACAGUCUCGUGGUAACGAGAACCUCAAAGAGGCCUUAUCUGCUUUUGAACAAGAGAAACAAGUAUUGCGCCUUCAGAUUUCUGAAGCUGAGAGGACGUUGCAUGAUUUGCGAAAAGAAAAGAUGGGCCUAGAUUCGGCUCUAGAGCAGAGGAGCAUGGAUUAUGAGCGCUUGGCCGUUGAGAAAGGAGAGCUAGAAGAGAAGUACUCAAAGUCCACAUCUGAGAAGGAGGCUCUUUCUCUUGAACGAGAAAAGCUAAUUGGUGACAUCCGUAGCACUAGGGACCAGUUAGAUAGCUUUACCAGAAGCAAUGCCGAUCUUCUUCAAGACAAGAACAAUUUAACAGCCAUGCUUGAGGAUAAAACCCAGAAGAAAAGUGAGCUGGAAGCUGAGCUGAACUCCUUGAAGCGAGAGAAAGCUGGCUUACAAAAUGAACUUCAGAAACUUUCCUCUAACGCUGAAAUUCUGGAGAAGGCCAAAGCUGAACUUGUCUGUGAGCAUGAAAGAAUAAAAGACCAAUUAGAAAAAUCAAAUCUAGAGCUCGUUAGGCAGGUGGACAAUCUGAAAAAUGAUUCUUGUCAGAUUCAGACACUGCAGGCUGGGGCUGAAAACAAAGUGCAGUUUUUACAGAACGAGAACCAGGUUUUGCUUCAACAAAUCCAGGAGUUAAAAAGUCAGAUUGAAUCUCUGUCUGAGGCCCGGAGCCUUCUUGAGACCGAGUUGCAAUCAGAAAAUGUUGAACGGCACAAAGCCAUGUCUGACAAAGAUGGUUUAUUCAAACAGCUGGAGGAACUUCAGAGAGCUUUGUCAACAGCUACACAAGAAAAUAAAGACAUUUCAUCCAACUUCAAGAAUGCCAGUGAGCAGAAUAAGUCCUUUAUGGUGGAGGUGAAGGCUCUGAAAACACAGUUAAAGCAGCUAGAGCAAGAAAAUCACAAACUGAUGGAACAUAAGGAGCAGCUAUUAUCUAAGCUUGAAGAAGUGGACAAACAAAUGACUUUGGUAACCACAGAGAAAGAUGAGCUGUCAGCAAAGCAGUCUAAACUGGAGGAAGAAAACUCUACUCUCUGUACAAACAAGGUGGACUGGCUCGCCGAACGCUCGACACUUCUGGAAGAGGUGAGGUGUUUGCAGGCUAGCAAGAAACAUCUGGAGGAUGAAGUUCAGUCCAAGCAGACUGAGAAAGAACAACUGGAAGAACAGUACAAGGAUGCUGUUGCAGAGGUAUCCGCAUCUGCUGCAGUGAAAGAAGAGAUUUCCUGCAGCCUCUCAGGUGUCACAGCUCAGAGGGAUGCCAUGCAGGUGGAGAGGGACGAAGCCACGCAGAAAGUCAGGGACCUCGAGACGCAACUAAAAAAUGCUCUUUCUAAGCAGCUUGAGGCCACAGAGGUUGCUGGCAAGACUUCUGAAGCGAUUGAACAGCUGAAAAAGGAGAACGCUGUUCUGUUGAAGGAGAAGAAUGAAGCUCAGUCUUUGCUGGAAAAGCUCCAGGGUUCAAAGGAGGAACUACAGACAGAGCUGGAAACUCUCAGGAAAGAGAAUUCCACGUAUCAAGAAGACCUGAAAGUGUCCAAAGAACAACUUUGCACAAAAACGCUGAAGACAAAGAUUUUGUGUCAGGAAAUUGAAGAACUUACAGAAGCCGUCUCUGUGAAGUCAGAGUCUCUGCAGAUUCUGCAAGAUCAGAACAACAAGCUGUCCCAGCAGCUUGACAACAGUCACAAAGACCAAAGUGAUCUUGUGAAGUUGCAGGACGAACACUCAAAAUUCGAAAAAGAGCUGAAAGAGUUGAGACAAAGCCUGCCAUGUAAUGCCUUCAGUGAAAGCACUUUGAAGAAGCAGUUGAAUGAGGAGCAGGCUGCCUUCCAACAGUCCCUCCAUAAAAACAGUGCCUUAAUCUCAGAAAAGGAGCAGCAGGUGGAAAACCUGAAGAGUGAGUUGGCUGCGGUGCAGGAAGAAAGUGCCUCCAUUAAGACUCUGCAGAGAACAAUUCAGACGUUGGAGCAGGACAAAGCUAACCUACAGGAGCGUGUUCGGAGAUUGGAGGAAGAUCUCACAGCUGGACCUGACAAUAUCAACAAGUCCUUGGGUGAUGCGACUUUAGACCAAAUGAGGGAAGACAAAGAGACAGCGGAGAGUCAGGCUGCGGUUGAAUUCCUGAACUCCGUUAUUGUUGACCUUCAGAGGAAAAACGAGGAGCUCAAAGACAAGUUGGAGAAAAUGGCUGCUGCGGCUCUCAAUGGGAAUAAUCCAAAUGAACUGGAAAAUGAUGAUGGCUACGACCAGCAACCCGCAAAGAGUAAGCUUCCUCCAAGACUGUUCUGCGACAUCUGCGACUGCUUCGACCUCCAUGACACGGAGGACUGUCCCACACAGGAGCAGAUGCCGGACUCGCCUCCACACACCACUUACCACGGCAAUAAGAGCGACGAACGACCCUACUGCGACACCUGUGAGGUCUUUGGCCACUGGACCGACUUUUGUAAUGACGACCAGACCUUUUAAAAGCCUUUUAAACCCUUGUUCGCACAGUCAGUAUAUUUGCUCAUCACAUUGGUUCUGCCGUGCUCCUAGGUUCUGUGCUGUCCACAUCGGCCUUUAAGCGCUCCUGUAGCAUCUAGAAACAUACCACGCAGAAGCUACCAGUCAUUGUUUUUAACUGUAAAUGGGUGUUGGAAGGAAACUGUUGCUAUCCUGGGUUUGUGUGCGCGGGAGAGUAACUGUAAGUGGAUGUAUGGUUCUGGGAGAAGCUGUGGUCUUCCUCAGAUCUGGUAAUUUAUCAAUAUCCUAACAUUUGCACAAAAUACCUGGGGCUAUAAGAUUAAAAUGGUAUCAUAAAAGGUGUUUAUUUCAAACUGUAAAAUACUUGAUUGAAAAACAAAUAUAGGUUUGUGCAAAAAAAGAGAAUUGGUGAGCCAUAGUUUAUUUUUCUAUGCCUAAGAAUGCUAUAUGUGUAAUUUUAUGAUGGGAGAUUUGGGGUGGAGCAUGAGCCCAGUGCUCUUUGGCUUUAAUGGGAACUUUUUUAAGGAGUUCUGAUGUUGAUCAGUAAGAAACUUUGUGCUUACUGUGAGACUUCUGGGUUUGGUUAUUAUGAACUUUUCUGAAAGCUUGUUAUUGAUAAAAAAUGAUUUGUUUGCAUAAAUGAAAAACUUUGGCAUCUCUCGCUACAUGUUUUAAAAAAACUAUAAAAAUAAAGUUUAUGGACUAAUUGAAAACAUA
Molecule: messenger RNA, 7788 nt
Organism: Nothobranchius furzeri (turquoise killifish)
Lineage: Eukaryota; Metazoa; Chordata; Actinopteri; Cyprinodontiformes; Nothobranchiidae
Gene: clip1a
Product: CAP-GLY domain containing linker protein 1a
Biological process (GO): cytoplasmic microtubule organization; positive regulation of microtubule polymerization
Cellular component (GO): microtubule plus-end; cell cortex; nucleus
Molecular function (GO): microtubule plus-end binding
Source: RefSeq, a predicted model, not a curated record